GAAGCGUAUACCCAGUUUGGCAACGAAGGGAAAAGUUGUAUGGCAUUUGCGAUGGCCGAGCUUCAGGAUAUCAGCAGCGUGGAGUCGCCGUCAUCCUGGGAAGAAUUCGGUCGAUACGGACUGUGUUUUCUGGGCAUGAUAGCUAUGUAUGAUCCGCCGCGAGAUACUGUCUUCAAAGCUCUUUCAACCAUGAAAACUGCUGGCACAGGUGACCUUCAAAAUAUGGAAGUGGAAAAAGAGCGUGAUCAGUUAUCAGUAAUUCACUGCGAGAAGCUGAAUACCCUGAGCGAUCAAGAAUGGGAUGAUAUCCUGAAACAAAAAGCUGUUGUGUUUGCGCGUGCUACACCUUCUCAUAAGCUGAUCAUUGUCAAGGAAUGUCGGCGUCGAGGCGAAGUGGUAGCGGUGACUGGGGACGGAGUCCUGGAUGCGCCAGCACUCAAGGAAGCCGACGUUGGAAUCGCUAUGGAAGCAGUUGGUAAACACGCGUUUUUGCGUUAUUCGUUUUCGCAAAGAACGUAA
Messenger RNA from Gongylonema pulchrum, 519 nucleotides. The record is from the annotation of a GenBank genome assembly. NCBI's taxonomy places the organism in Eukaryota, Metazoa, Nematoda, Chromadorea, Rhabditida, Gongylonematidae.